ACAGUUUACACGGCCAGGGUACAAGGUGGUGUUAGCUACGCCCAUCUCCGCUAAUUAGUAUGCAAUAUCAGCCUUUGAGCUACAGCUUUAGGGAAGAAAGUGUCAGAAUGGCCCUUCACGAAGUCAAGCUUUGUCUCCUCGGGGAAAGUGGUGUUGGCAAGACCUGCAUUGUUAACAGAUUUGUAUCAGAUCUAUUCUCUGAACAUGAAAGUUUAACUGUAGGAGCUGCCUUCACUACCAAGACAGUGCGUGUGGAUGACAACUCUAUCCUCUUCCAGAUAUGGGACACUGCAGGACAAGAGAAGUAUCGAGGGCUUGCUCCGAUGUACUACAGAGGAUCAUCAGCAGCUAUUGUAGUGUAUGACAUCACUAGUGAGAGGAGCUUCAAUGAGAUGCAGACAUGGAUUACUGAGCUGAGGCAGUUGGGACCUCAGAACCUGGUCCUGGCUAUAGCAGGGAACAAGUUGGAUCUAGAGUCAUCACGACAAGUGUCCACAGCAACUGGAGAGACGUUUGCUAAGAAUGCAAAUGCUAUUUUUAUGGAGACGAGUGCUAAAGAUGGUCAUAACGUACAAGAACUGUUCAAGGAAAUUGCUGAGAGUCUGCCGCUGGAUAAGAUUGCACUGGAGAACAAAUCUAGCACUUUAAAACUCUCUCGAUCUUCUCAAAAGAAAGAGAACAAUUGCACUUGCUAAUAAAAUAGAGUUUUUUUUACUUCUGUUUAUGUUAUCCGUUAUACAAUCUCUUCACAGUAGAAGUUGUUGUGCAUAUUUUGUGGUUGGAAUAACAAUAACAUGAUACACA
Molecule: messenger RNA, 804 nt
Organism: Halichondria panicea
Lineage: Eukaryota; Metazoa; Porifera; Demospongiae; Suberitida; Halichondriidae
Product: ras-related protein Rab-22A-like
Exons: 7
Coding region: 60-695 (211 amino acids)
Cellular component (GO): Golgi apparatus; endosome
Molecular function (GO): GTPase activity; GTP binding
Source: RefSeq, a predicted model, not a curated record